Messenger RNA from Menidia menidia (Atlantic silverside), 1563 nucleotides. Lineage: Eukaryota; Metazoa; Chordata; Actinopteri; Atheriniformes; Atherinopsidae. The record is from the annotation of a GenBank genome assembly.
ACGUGACUCCUCUGUGAGCAGCACCGGGGUAAAGGUGGACUUUUUUGUGUCGCACAGACUGUAAUUUGACUGCUGCCGUGACAGUGCCAGUCACUUGACUUUCCUCCCGUCGCCACUUUGUGAAGCGUACGCGUUUGAUUUGCUCUUCUCCUUCAACAUGUCUAUCAGUCGGAAAAACUGGUCGGCUCUGUCCAGCCUGGCGCGUCAGUGGACGAUGGAAGAUGAAGAAGAAGUGGAGAGGGAGAAGAGGAGGAGGGUGAAGACCAGCUGCAGUGCAGAACCAGAUGCUGACUCCAGCCCCACACCCAAAAGCACAGGGACAGACUCUUCCAAUGAGACGGCCCAGGGGCUCAGCAGUGCGGAACAAAUGCAGUUGGAUUUUGUGGAGAUGCUGCGAGUACGUGAUGAAAAGCGGAGGCGGAGACAUGUGGAGACUCUGAGGAGACAGAAAGAAUGCGGGGAUGACGAGGGGCCGAGCAAAGAAGAAGAUGCCCGACUGGUGCUGCUGGGGGAGCUGGAUGAGGACAAAGGCAGUGUGCAUGAGCCACAGCCAUCCCCAGAAACGUCCACCAUUGCUCUCCCCAAAGACAACACCAGGGCAAACAUGGCAAAAACACAACAAGAAAAUGGAGAUUCUUUGAGGAGAGACCCUGACCGUGAUCCCAAACCAGCAUCCAAUCCAGCUCGCAAGUUUGUCAGUUCGGUGUCCAUCUCCCUGGACAAGUCGAGUGGACCCACAACUCCCAUGAGCCCCCUCUCUCCAACGGCGUCUGUGUCACCUCGAGAGCGCUGGCCCUCGCCCUGCCAGAGCCCCUCCCCUCAGGGAAGACAAAGUCCUGUGCAGAACGGACACACGCAGACCAGUGUGAACGGCACUUCCACCAAUGGGAACUUUGAACAAGCGGCCAAACCUGCCUUCAUCAGACAGAGCUCGAGGACUAUCUCAUUCAGGAUGAUGAGGAAGAAGGAGGAGGAGAGCACACCACUGCAGAGGAGUGCAAGUGUGAGGAUCGCCUCCAAGAAGUUUGAGUCUAACACGGACCAAAAUGAAGAUGAGGAUAAGGCUUCAUCUUUCCAGAGAAACUCCAGGCAGAGAAUUUCAUCCAGGACCAUCCAGGAGAAGAUGGAGAGGCUGGCUCAGGCAGCACAGAAAUCAGAACUGACUCGGUCUCCAGACGUGACCCAGAGGACCCUGUUCCUUCUGGAGGAGGUCUCCAGGAAGAGAGGCCUGUUCGAGAAAGAGCAGCCGACACAGAGCCCCACCAGUCCUGGAGUUACCAGACAAGAGUUCAGGGGCUUCACGUCAGGAAUAUCUGAUCGGAUCAACCGCUUUCUUCAUAAAACCAGCCCAACAGGGUCCACUCUCACCACGACUGACCUGAGACACGUUGACAUCACUAGUAAGAGGAGUCUGUUUGAGAACAGAGGAGAGGAAAGUGUCUCAAAAGUCAGCCCUGGAAAAAGCAAGAUAGGCAGAGAUCUGGAUAAUUAAUGGAUGCUGUGACUGACGCUUUGCCUCCUCAAAUUUUUUUUUUUUCCCAUCCACUGCCAAUGUACACAGGA